This is a messenger RNA of Exaiptasia diaphana, 2603 nucleotides long. RefSeq names its product elongation factor 2. The record is from RefSeq and is a predicted model, not a curated record. Gene Ontology annotation, biological process: translational elongation. Gene Ontology annotation, cellular component: cytosol; ribonucleoprotein complex. Lineage: Eukaryota; Metazoa; Cnidaria; Anthozoa; Actiniaria; Aiptasiidae. Gene Ontology annotation, molecular function: GTP binding; ribosome binding; translation elongation factor activity.
UUGAAACGUUCCUUUUGCUUCUUGUCGUCGGCCUUUCUAGAUUGGAUUCGUGAAGGCGGCGAACAAAAAGAACGAUUUCAAGAUGGUGAACUUUACGAUCGAUCAGAUCCGUUCAAUCAUGGAUAAAAAACAUAACAUUCGUAAUAUGUCUGUCAUUGCCCAUGUUGACCAUGGUAAAUCCACAUUGACUGACUCCCUUGUUAGUAAAGCUGGCAUCAUUGCUUCUGCAAAAGCUGGUGAAACAAGAUUCACAGAUACCAGGAAAGAUGAACAAGAACGUUGUAUUACCAUCAAAUCAACUGCUAUUUCCAUGUAUUACGAACUGAGUGCCAGUGACAUGCAGUUUGUACCAGCAUCUGACAAGWCUGAAAAUGGUUUUCUUAUCAACCUUAUUGAUUCUCCUGGACACGUUGACUUCUCCUCAGAAGUGACUGCUGCCUUGCGUGUCACUGAUGGUGCUUUGGUUGUUGUGGAUAGUGUUAGUGGAGUCUGUGUGCAAACUGAAACAGUGUUGCGUCAAGCCAUUUCCGAGCGCAUAAAGCCAGUCUUGUUUCUCAACAAGAUGGACAGAGCACUUCUUGAAUUACAGUUGGAAAUGGAAGACUUGUAUCAAACUUUCCAGAGAAUUAUUGAGAGCAUCAAUGUCAUCAUUGCUACUUACAGUGAUGAAGAUGGACCAAUGGGUAACAUUCAGGUUGCUGCUCCAUCUGGCACCGUUGGAUUUGGCUCUGGUCUGCAUGGAUGGGCAUUCUCUCUUAAGCAAUUUGCUGAGAUUUAUGCAUCUAAGUUUAAGAUUGAUAUACCAAAGCUUAUGAAAAGACUUUGGGGUGAUAACUACUUUAAUCCCAAAGAAAAGAAAUGGAACAAAGUUGGAGGCGAGGGAUAUGUGCGUGGAUUCAACCAGUUUGUUCUUGACCCUAUCUACAAGCUUUUUGAUGCAAUUAUGAACUUCAAGAAAGAAAAGACAGGACAACUCCUUGAAAAGCUUAACAUCAAAUUGUCCACUGAAGAAAAGGACAUGGAAGGGAAGCCUUUGUUGAAAGCUGUUAUGAGACGCUGGAUMCCUGCAGGUGACACUAUGCUUCAGAUGAUCACUAUUCAUCUACCCUCACCUGUUGUUGCUCAGAAGUACAGAAUGGAGAUGUUGUAUGAAGGUCCUAAGGAUGAUGAAGUUGCUAAAGCUAUUGAAUCAUGUGAUCCAAAGGGUCAUCUCUGCCUYUAUGUGUCCAAAAUGGUACCAACUGCUGACAAAGGAAGAUUCUUUGCAUUUGGUCGUGUGUUCUCGGGAACUGUGGCCACUGGCAUGAAAGUYCGUAUCAUGGGUCCCAAAUAUCAACCAGGAAAGAAGGAAGAUCUUUAUAACAAGAGCAUUCAGAGAACCAUUUUGAUGAUGGGACGGUACACUGAGCCUAUUCCUGAUGUGCCAUGUGGAAACAUUGUUGGUUUGGUGGGAGUUGAUCAGUAUUUGGUCAAGACUGGUACCAUCACGACCUAUGAGCACGCCCACAAUUUGAAGGAUCCUAUGGUCCAGUGCGUUAUUGCGGAGAGCGGAGAGCAUAUCGUUGCUGGUGCUGGUGAGCUACAUCUGGAAAUAUGUCUUAAAGAUCUAGAGGAAGACCACGCUGGAAUUCCAUUAAAGAAAUCCGAUCCAGUCGUUUCUUAUAGAGAAACAGUUCAGAUUGAAUCGWCCCAGACUUGUCUGUCCAAGUCACCAAACAAACACAACCGUCUGUACAUGACAGCAGAGCCUUUAACUGAAGGCAUAGCAGAAGAUAUCGAUGAUGGAAAAAUCAAUCCCAGAGAUGACUUCAAAGUACGUGGUCGAUAUCUGGCUGACAAAUAUGAAUGGGAUGUUGGUUAUGCUAGAAAGAUCUGGGCAUUUGGGCCAGAGGGAACUGGGCCUAACCUUUUAGUUGACAUGACCAAGGGAGUACAGUAUUUGAAUGAAAUUAAAGACAGCGUGGUUGCUGGAUUACAGUGGGCAACCAAAGAAGGCCCGCAGUGUGAGGAAAAUGUCCGUGGGGUGAGAUUUAAUAUCCAUGACGUUACGCUGCAUGCAGACGCAAUUCAUCGCGGCGGUGGACAAAUCAUUCCCACUACAAGAAGAUGUCUAUAUGCUUGUAUGUUGACUGCAGAACCAACCCUGUUUGAACCCAUUUAUCUUGUAGAGAUCCAGUGUCCAGAGAGUGCGGUUGGUGGUAUAUAUGGUGUCCUAAACAGAAGACGUGGUCAUGUCGUAGAGGAAUCUCAAGUUCCUGGAACGCCUAUGUUCUACGUUAAAGCACAUCUCCCUGUCAAUGAAUCAUUUGGUUUCACUGCUGAUCUACGUUCCAAUACCGGAGGACAAGCCUUUCCACAAUGUGUUUUCGACCAUUGGAAACAUCUUCCCGAAAACAAGAGACCAGACAUUGUUGCAGACACCAGGAAAAGGAAGGGUCUCAGUGAGGGUGUUCCAGCCUUGGACAAUUACCUGGACAAACUUUAAGAACAUUUUACAGGGAACCAUAGAACAUCUGCUUAGAAAAUAGCCAAUGAGGAUCAUUUAUGAACAGAGAAAUUUGAAAUGGUUCUUGUAAUCAAAUAAAAAGUACGCCUCAAAACCA